Molecule: messenger RNA, 2180 nt
Organism: Theobroma cacao (cacao)
Lineage: Eukaryota; Viridiplantae; Streptophyta; Magnoliopsida; Malvales; Malvaceae
Product: fatty acid amide hydrolase-like
Molecular function (GO): catalytic activity
Source: RefSeq, a predicted model, not a curated record
GUAUUGCUUGGAAAACAUUGUUUUUAUUGUUGAACCUCUCGUCUGUUGAGAAGCAACUACCAUCCCCCCACCAAGUCCACAAGUUUUCCAGCAAAAUGGGAUUGUUCAGGGCUGCCGGCGCCGUCUACAAGCCCGUGGUGCAGAUUGAUCUUGGUCCUGCCAGCAAUGAGUUUUACCUCCAAGCCAAUGUCAAAGCUCCUCGCAUGGCUGGAUUUCUGGUUAAAAUCUUUGCCUGGUUUCUGGAGUCAAGGAUCUUUGGAACGUUGUUGUUGUACAUAUUGAAGAGGAACAAUCUAAUUCACAAGCUUGUUUCGAAUGCAACACUGGAGGAGUCACCUAUGUUUGUUCCCUUGCAUCCUUUCGUGGACCUUAAUGAACAAGAAGUCAAACACAUUGACUCUGAGGCAUCUCCUCCAGAACGAGUUCAGCAUGCAAUAAAUUGCCUUCCCUUAACAUUAGAGAAGUCACUAGAUGAUUUGAAAAGCAGCUGCUUCCGUCGCUGGACAAUAACAGACUAUUCAAGAGCAUACAAUUCUGGAGAGAUAACUCCACGGAUGGUUGCAGAGCGGUUUAUAGAUGCCGUGCGUGAAUCCUCCAGUCAUCCGUUGCCAAUGUCCUUCUUCAUUAACUAUGAUGCUGAAGAUAUCCUAAGGCAAGCUACAGAGUCAACUCUUCGGUAUGAAAGAGGGGAGCCAAUAUCGGCUCUAGAUGGAGUCCCAAUUGCUAUCAAGGAUGAAAUAGAUUGUUCUCCAUAUCCAACUACAGGAGGUACAAAGUGGCUGCACAAGGUUAGAUCUUGCAAAGGCGAUGCAUGCUGUGUUAUGCGCCUCAGAUCCUGUGGUGCUAUAAUUGUUGGGAAGACUAAUAUGCAUGAGCUUGGAGCUGGAACAAGUGGGAUAAAUCCUCACUAUGGGGCUGCUAGAAAUCCAUAUGACCCGAACAAAAUCACUGGUGGUUCUUCUAGUGGAUCUGCUGCAGUAGUAUCUGCAGGAUUAUGCCCUGUCGCCCUUGGUGUUGAUGGGGGAGGGUCUGUGCGGAUGCCUGCAUCUCUUUGCGGUGUUGUUGGGUUCAAACCGACUUUUGGGCGCAUACCUCAUUCAGGUGUUCUUCCUCUGAACUGGACAGUGGGGAUGGUUGGAAUACUAGCAGGCACCUUAGAGGAUGCAUUUAUUGUUUAUGCAGCUAUUAAUGGCCAACUUCCGUCAAAUCAGCCAACCACUUUACCUCCCAAAGCAUAUUUUCCACUGCUGAACUCGACAAAUCUAAUAUCGGACAUCAAAUUUGCAAGAUAUGGAGAGUGGUUCAAUGAUUGCAGCGAUGAAAUCAGAAUUUGCUGCUCCAAUGCUCUGCACUUGCUCUGUGAGCGUUACAAGUGGAAGACUGUAGAGGUUACUAUACCAGAGAUAGAAGCAAUGCGCCUGGCACAUUACAUGACAAUUGGUUCCGAGUGCAGCACUUCCUUGAGUUCUCAUUUGGAAAAGCUGGAUUUUGCAGAAUUAGGAUGGGAUGCAAGAGUAGCACUUAGUGUGUAUGGUGCUUUCAACAGCAAAGAGUAUUUAAAGGCCCAGAAAAUUAGGAACCGUCAAAUGCAGAUUCAUAACAACAUAUUUGCCAAGGCAGAUGUCAUAGUUGCUCCAACAACAGGUGUGACUGCAUACUCAAUAUUUGACGAUGCUCUAAAGACUGGUGAACUUGACUACAUAAAUGGAGCUGCACUUGUUCGAUAUCAGAUAGCAGGAAAUUUUUUGGGACUACCUGCUGUGACUGUUCCAGUUGGUUAUGACAAAGCAGGUUUGCCAAUUGGCCUUCAAUUUAUUGGGAAGCCAUGGUCAGAACCCACGUUAAUGCACAUAGCAUUUGCAAUGCAGGCCUUAAGCAUCUCAGACUACAGAAAGCCAAAGAUUUUCUAUAAUCUACUUAAAUAAGAAGUGAGCAGGGCUGGGAGCCAUCAGAAUCCUUCGGAGGGUAAUCAGACACCCAAGAUUAUUGCUUUCAACAUAGCUUCUUUCUCUUGAUGAAAUGACCUUCUGCACCUAACAGACCAUGGAUAUGUCAAAAUGUGUGAACAGCUUGGAAGUGUGUAUCAGGUCAUUCAUAUCAAUAAUAAACAGACUAAUAGAUUCAGAUUAUCUAUAUAUAUGCAUGUGGGACAUCAAUUGAUCUUCACAAGAUUUAAUUUA